This is a messenger RNA of Porites evermanni, 702 nucleotides long. The record is from the annotation of a GenBank genome assembly. Lineage: Eukaryota; Metazoa; Cnidaria; Anthozoa; Scleractinia; Poritidae.
GGAAAUCAUCUUAUUAAAGGUUACUUCAACCAUGGCUUUACCUACCCAGAGAUAGUGGCUUUUCUGUGCCUUGCACAUGGAAUAGUAAUCAGGUUAGUGUUGUGACCCAUUUAAGUAUAAAGUCAUGAAUAGGUUGUGAGUGUGCUGAUGGUUCUUAGUGAUAACUAUCUCGUUCACUUCGCUUCAGACAAUAACUUUAAGUACUACUAAACUAUGGGUUAUAGGAAACCUUUGAAGACUUGCGUAUUUGGGAUCAACAAAGUACUAGUUUGAUAAACCUUUCGUCAGCAGGCCUAUUGAAUCCAGCAGUAAAUGUCGGCUUCAAUUUUACGUAAAAUAAAAAGUUACUUGAAAUACUGACGCCAGUUAUUGACGAAAAGUCGCAAUAAAAAUAAUUUAUGAUAGAAAUGACUACCUGUGGAGUGACGAGUCUUCUCAAGGUUUUAGUACAUCGCUAAAAUCAUAUUUGGCUUCCCUUUCCUUGUUCAGCUUACGCCACGUCAAACGGAUUAUCAGGCGUAUGGGACUGCGAAGAAGACGGCAAAUGAGUGGGAUUGAGGAAGUGGUCGCUACAGUGGAGGUGAGCAGAGAUUUGCCGAGUUAAUUAAAUGAGACAUGUGGGAGGGACAUGGCAAUGGCAACAACUGUUUGAUCCACAGUCUGUGUCAUCUCUUGACGUCCACAGGAAGAACUAGCUGGUAG